GUCAGGUUUAAGCCUGGCCUAUUACUAAUAAUAUACAAAUACUACGUAGGGACCAACAUCGAAGGAGGAACUUGAGCAAAUCCUUAAUCAUCCUUCGUACAUGACACUACUACGUAGUAAUAGUCAGCCCAGUGCCUCGACAUGUAUGCAUGUGCUUACCUAAAUGUGUAUAAGACUAAGACAUACAGUGCUAGAAUGCUGGAAUAGAUCAAGCGAGUAUGCAAUGACGACUUCGUUUACUCGGUUAGGACGCUUCGUACAUCGAGUACGUCGAAAACGAAAAGCUGAAAGGAUUUUUUUCUAUUAUGUCUUGCAUGUCUUGCAUAUCAUACUGCAAUGCCAGUACAGCCUUGUCGAAUAUCUCGGUGCGAGGUCCCAGUUUAGAAGAGAGGGUAACUCAAAUGAAGGUUACUCCCGCGCUCGCAUCCCGAACACGAACCCCAACUCUAAAAGGCCACAUAUGCUACCAACUAUCUACAACUCACAAUCACAAUCAUACAAUCAUACACCCAUCAAGCGAAAAUUCGCUCCUCCUUCAUUCCUAUGCCGCCUUGCCGCGUACUAUAUUCGAGACUCAGCAGCAGGGAGCCCGACCAGCCGACCAACCAUACGCCACCGAAUAGGGCGUUGCCUACUCGGUAGGACUCGAUUACCUGAGCUUGACAAAGGUUGGUUCCAAGUAGAGGAAGCUUGGGUUGGAUUGUCAACUUGGAUCUUCCCGCCGUAGUAUAACUGACGCAGCCCUACAGAGAAGGCGGUUUAGUGCCUGCUUGGUUUAACGUUGUAAUUCCUCCCGCGGCCCCCAGGUUCCCGUCGUUUUGGAUCUUUAUCUAAAUAAGCUUGCGCAAGCAACCUAGCAGGAGUGCUUAUUAAAUUAGAACUAUAUUCAGCGUAAUCUAUUAUGUGGCAGAGUGUGACCAAUGUGAUAUUUGUAGAACCCUGAGCUGAAGUUGUCUGGACUCUUGGAACUCUUGGAACUCUUGACGA
Molecule: messenger RNA, 987 nt
Organism: Annulohypoxylon truncatum
Lineage: Eukaryota; Fungi; Ascomycota; Sordariomycetes; Xylariales; Hypoxylaceae
Exons: 2
Coding region: 164-727 (187 amino acids)
Source: RefSeq, a predicted model, not a curated record